AUGACAAAUAUUGGUCUUAUGAUCUACUACCUAGGGAUUGGAAUCAAACAAGGAGAAGAUAGAAUCUUUGUGAGUCAAAAGAAGUUUGCCAAAAAGAUUCUCAAGAAGUUCAAAAUGGAGGGUUGUGCAAAAGUGAACAUUCUAGUUAAGUAUGAAGUGAGGUUGUCAAGGAAUGAUGAAGGAGAGAAGAUAAGCUCUACAACAUUCAAAAGCCAAGUUGAGAAUUUGAGAUAUUUGGAAUGCACUCGUCCAGAUAUUCUCUUUGAAGUAAUACUUAUGAGUAGGUUUAUGAAGACACCAACUAUGACACAUCUUAAAGCAUUGAAGCGAAUUCUUCGAUAUAUCAAAGGUACCAUAGGUUUUGGCUUAUUCUAUAAUUACUCUAAUAACUUUGAUCUUGUGGGCAUAGUGAUAUUGAUUGGACCGAAGAUAUAG
This is a messenger RNA of Populus nigra (black poplar), 435 nucleotides long. RefSeq lists its product as uncharacterized. NCBI's taxonomy places the organism in Eukaryota, Viridiplantae, Streptophyta, Magnoliopsida, Malpighiales, Salicaceae. The transcript has a single exon. The record is from RefSeq and is a predicted model, not a curated record. The coding region runs from base 1 to 435 and encodes 144 amino acids.